Molecule: messenger RNA, 1121 nt
Organism: Marchantia polymorpha subsp. ruderalis
Lineage: Eukaryota; Viridiplantae; Streptophyta; Marchantiopsida; Marchantiales; Marchantiaceae
Source: the annotation of a GenBank genome assembly
GGCAUGCGACUGCGACCUCAUCAAGUGCUUUAGAGCUGCGCACUCAGAAUUCAGAAGGUGGCUUUAAGCCCACUGUAGCCCGUCGAGCUCUGAGUCCACGCGGGACUGAAAAGGGGACUGUGGAGUCCAAGCCAACCCCAACUGUGGUCAAUUUACGCUCAUGGAUGUUCUUUGUCGUGAGCAUGUGCACAUCUGAAGCUGCUCUUGCCUUGUACAUAGAGCCAGUGAGCCUGAUCUCUCAGGCCAGUUUCUCUUCUGCUCGCGAGACCAUUGUCUUAAUCUCUGCUGCUCAAGGGUCCUAAGAGGUGAAGAGUGGUUGACACUUAUUGCGAGCUUACGAGUCACAGACAGACAGACCGCCGGCCAGGGAGCAGGCAGUGCAGACACAUGGCCUUGGAAAGAAGCACCAUGCUUGCUCUGUUGUUAAUUUCUCUGGGUCUGCUUCAGACUGCUCUAGCAGCUGAGUACGUAGUGGGAGAUGCCACGGGCUGGACUUACGAUGAAACACUCAAAUUCUACAACGAUUGGGCAGCGAGCAAGACCCUCAAAGUCGGGGACUCACUCAAGUUCAACUGGGUAAGCGUGCACGAUGUCGUUGAAAUGAGCCAAGCGGAUGCUGACGCUUGCAACAGCGUAGGCAACAAGAUCAGCGAGUGGCAGGAGUCUGGCGCCGUGGUAGACCUGACAACUGCCGGAACUCACAGUUACAUCUGCUCCAUCGGCAGUCACUGCAAUGCGGGUAUGAAGAUGACAGUCACCGUCCUGGCAGCAGACACUUCAACUCCAGCCUCCCCUCCACCUCCCGCCACGCCUGGUGUGACCGCUGCUCCUCCUCCACCUCCCACGGCUGCCUCGAGCAUCCAGUUGCGCCAACCAUUAAUCGUUGGAGCGCUGGCCCUCAUCGCAGCUUGCGCUGCUCUCUCUUUCUAAUAGGACUCGAAGCGUUUUUCUCGUGAAAAGAGGAAUGUCCCAACAACCUGCGCAGAUUCUGCCAGAGACAUGUCUCCCAUCACCCAGAAUUAUUAUUGUCAUAUCUCGGAAACUCAGACGCGAAUAUUCAUUGUAAAUUUGAAAACCAUAAAUCAUUAGCAAAGAUGGGUCCAUAAGACGUCAUACUCGAU